This is a messenger RNA of Wasmannia auropunctata (little fire ant), 1716 nucleotides long. RefSeq names its product unconventional prefoldin RPB5 interactor (gene uri). Lineage: Eukaryota; Metazoa; Arthropoda; Insecta; Hymenoptera; Formicidae. The transcript is spliced from 6 exons. Gene Ontology annotation, biological process: negative regulation of transcription by RNA polymerase II; negative regulation of phosphatase activity. Gene Ontology annotation, molecular function: phosphatase inhibitor activity; chromatin binding; transcription corepressor activity. The record is from RefSeq and is a predicted model, not a curated record. Bases 163 to 1668 code for a protein of 501 amino acids.
AGCGCAGCUGAUCACCUCUAAGAAUAGGUUAGGAUUAGAUCGAGAAAUGAGCCGGUGACGAGCGGACGGAAACAAGUUGUUAAAUACAUGCAUAUGAAUUUCUGCCUUGAGAUUCUACUUUAUACCUUAUAUUUAAUUUCUUUAACGUGAUAUCGAUAAAAUAUGAAUAGCAGUGUAACUAACGAUGUAACAAUGAGACCUGAACUAAUAAAAAAUUACCAGCAGAUACUGCUUGACACUGUGUUAGCACAGAAACUUGAACAAAAUGAAAAACAAAUCAAGACCAUAACAGAUUAUAGGAACAGGCACAAGAAGGUAAUAGAGGGACUUCAAGUGUAUCCAUUGUCCCUCUCCGAGAAUUGUCUGGUGCCCAUCGGCAAGCGGGCGUUUAUGAAAGGGAAAUUAACUCAUACUAACGAGAUCUUGGUUUCUUUGGGAGAUGGCUAUUUUGCCAAGUACAGUGCAUCACAGGCGAUUGCAUUGUGCAACAGGAGAAUAGCAUGGUCGGAUGAAAUGCUGAAGAAUUUAGAAACUGAGAGGAACUUGUACGAAAUGAGACAAUAUUUUCUAUUGGGACAUGAUGUUUUUGGAGAGGAUGGGGAAGAUAUAGUGGAGCAUUGGACUGAUAAUAAGCUUGAUGAGUGGAGAGUACAACAUAGACAACGUGAGAAGGAGUAUCAUCAGAAACUAGCAAAGUUGAGAGAAAAAGAAAAGACUGAUAUUCGUACUGAGGAAGAUCUUUUCAAGAGACUCGAUGAAUUGGAAGUGGAAGAAGAAUUAGAAGAUGAAAUUUACAGAUUGCAAACCGAACGAAAAGCAUUUUAUGGUGAUGACUUAAAAGAUGGUGAGGUUUACGAUGAAUCGGAAGAGGAUACGUCUGAUUCCGAUCAAAUUACAACAGAGAUAAUUCAAGAGGAAUUAAAAAAGCUGAAAGCUAUCCAAAUGAGCACAAGUGACACGUUGAGUUCACUCAUCAGUUCUGAUGCAACCCAAGAUAAAAUUCUCGAUACAAAUAACGAGCAGUCCUAUUCCUCUACAAAUUUUAUUCAAGAAAAAUUAAAGGAGAGUUGUUCACUUGGGUCUGAGGAAGAAUCUAAAGACACAAAUAUAAAAGAGAGUUGUUCACUUGAGUUUAGGGAAGAGUUUAAAGACACAAAUGUAAAGGAAAGAAGGAGGAUAUCGUUUGCUGAGCCAUGUGUCGUGGACGAGUUCACUCAAGAUGAAGGCAGCACAGGAGAAAAUUUAUCAAUAUCUCAGGAAGUCUAUUCUGCUCCAGAGCAAGAUGAGGCACAUAAUGAAAGUUCUGAAGACGAAGAUGAUACCGUUAGGAUCGAAUUUUCACAUUCAUCCCACACUCCAGAUAUACUUCAAUCAAAUAAUAUGGAAAUACACAGCCCAGUGGAUAUUUAUAAGACGUUUUGUACUCCUAAGUCUAUUUUGAAAAGAUCUCCAAAUGAUAUGAUUUUCGAUCAAGCUGUUCCUCCUUUAAAUGACGAUAGUAAUACAGAUGCAGAAGAUGAAGAUGAAUAUGGUACACAUUCUGCAUACAAUUCUGUUCUCAAAGAGACUGUCCAAGAAAGUAAAACAUCAUCGGUAAAUGUUUCGAAAAAAGAUGAAAAAAGAAUUGUGAGUAGGUUCAAACUUGAACGAGCUGCGAAGAAAAAGUGACUUGUAAAUACAUGUGCACUGAAAUUAAAAAUCUAUUUUUAUAGUACA